Molecule: messenger RNA, 657 nt
Organism: Homarus americanus (American lobster)
Lineage: Eukaryota; Metazoa; Arthropoda; Malacostraca; Decapoda; Nephropidae
Product: casein kinase II subunit alpha-like
Exons: 1
Coding region: 1-657 (218 amino acids)
Biological process (GO): protein phosphorylation
Molecular function (GO): ATP binding; protein kinase activity
Source: RefSeq, a predicted model, not a curated record
AUGGAUCAGUUCCAGGUAUAUUACAAGGUUUACGGGAAGGACGGGGGACAGGGGACUAAGAGGAAGGCCUCACCAACAACAUUUUCCCCAAAGAAGGCGAAGGUGUCCGAUGACGUUGAAACAUAUCCCUCUCUGCCAACAGUAACAUGGGACCGACUUCAGUUGAUUAAAGAAAUUGGAGCAGGUGAUUAUGGAACUACCUCCCUUUACAACCUCACCCUGGAGAACGGAGACAUUACUGAAGUAGCUGUCAAAGUUCUCCAUAACGACACCCCAGUAACCUGCGAGGCCAGAGUGCUGUAUGAGUUGGCUGGGGCAGGAGGCGCCCCCCUCUUAUACGGCAUCACCUCUGACCCACCAGCAAUAGUAAUGGAAUUUAUCCAUGGUGUGCCAUUUUCCGCGGUCGACCAGAAAGAAGACGCAUAUGAGGCCACUGUCGACGCUGUUUACGAGUUCCAUGCCGCUGGAUUCUGCCACCUCGACAUCCAUCCCGGUAACAUUAUCGUGGACACCUCAACGUCACCAUACACUGCCCACCUUAUUGAUGUUGGUGGCAGUGAAAAAAUCCCUGCCGACACCACUGAUGCCAACGAUCUAAAGGAAAUGGACUGGACCUGUAUAUCAAUCAUCUACGACGACAUUCACUGCAGCGAUUGA